Amphiprion ocellaris (clown anemonefish) is the source of this 3316-nucleotide messenger RNA. RefSeq names its product phoenix (gene pho). Lineage: Eukaryota; Metazoa; Chordata; Actinopteri; Pomacentridae. The transcript is spliced from 5 exons. The record is from RefSeq and is a predicted model, not a curated record. The coding region runs from base 195 to 2981 and encodes 928 amino acids.
GUCGGUGACGCUGAAACACUUCCUGGUUAUUCUUGACCCGCGUGUGUUGUGUUUUGGUGCUUCUCGCUGUUUAACGACAAUAAUCUCAUGUUUGAUCAACGUCCUUGUUAUGAAGCUUGUGGUUGGAAACAUUAAACAGAUUCAGUCUCUCUGUUUUCGAUCCUUUCCUGCGCUGAUCGCUGUUUUAUUGCAAAAUGACACAAAUGAGUGUCACAGGGACUCUGUCAGAUUUAGUUACUGAAGCUGAAAGCUCUCUGACUGAGCCAUCAGUGGGGCAGAGGGAUGGAGCUCCAGCUGAGACAGACAGUGAUUCUGGGGACAGCCUGUUCAUCACUCAGAAACCUGUACCUGAAGCUGUGAGAUCAGGGAGACGAAGGCGCUCCAGCUUCAGAUCAGACCCUCCAUCUCUCACUGAUGCAGAGGGAAGUGACGAUUCAGCUUCACCUGAAGAGUCCAAGACUGACAGAAAGAAGACGGUGAAGAGGAUCAAACUACCAAAGCACAGCUUCUCCUUCCUCAAACAGAGGAGGAUUGGACCCAUUCGCAUUGAAGAACUAAAGAUCAAGCAGAACACAUCUCUACAUAGCGCAGUGAUGGGAGGUUUCUUUAAGAGUGUCAGAGACGUGUGGCAGAGCCGCCAAAGAAAGAAGAAGACGUCUUUACCAACAGUUGACAUGCCGAAGGAAUCCAUCCUUCCAAUAUCAGAAGAAGAAGAAGAAGAAAAGCCAGAAGACGAGGACAUCAGAGUGGUGGAGAAGAAACGUUUCGUGGUGUCUUUAAAAGCAAAAUGCUCACAAUCUUGGUGCACGUCAAGCCAGGGAGACGGUCAGGAGAAGAAACAGAGAGGGAGGAGAUCGAUGAAGGCUCGACAGGAAACGUCACAGGGAGGACAACAGAAGAUGUUGGCACCCAAAUCAAGGGAGUUACUGUCUACAUGUACAAGUAGCGAUGAGAAGGAAGAGUCUUCUAGUAGAGCUCUGGUAGAGAGGAAGACGAGUGAUAAACUAGUGGCAAGUAACACAAGCGCCGCUGAGACACCAAAGACGGAGAAAAGAGAAGAAAAUGAGGAUGACAGCAGCGCUUCAGUGUGUGAACUAAGUCCAAAUGGUCCAGAAGCAUCCACAGAGGUAGCAGAGCCUCAGGAAGAUGUUUUCCUCACAGAUGAACGACCUCAGACGGGGCAGGCAGAGUGUGAACCUGAGGGCCAAAAUCUCCUGCAGACUGAUGCUAACGAUGACACGAUGUGCAGUGAAAGUAGAGUAAAGAAGAAGAUAGAGGACAGAAGAGGUCAUGAAGCUGUAGAAGAAGAAGAGGGCCAGAGUCAGCAUGAUGUGAGCUUUACUGAGGUAGAGGAGACUCCCAGUGUGUCACAGACCAUCGCUGAGCUGGUGAUUCACAAAAUAAAGGCAAUGGAGAGCCUGUCACAUGAUGAUAAUAUAAUCACAGUGGAGGAGAGAGACAUCCCUGAUCCAAAAAAGAAGAAGAAGAAGAAGAAAAAAAAGAACAAGUUAGCAGCAGAAGAUGUGAGAGAGGAAGAGGAUGGGCCCUUAGAAUCAAAUGUGAGGGUGGAGGAGGAGGAUGGUGUGUUUUCAGGCAGCUGUAACGUGGAGAAUGGUGGCAAGGAGAAGAAGAAAAGCAAGAAAAGAAACGAGGAUGAUGAGCUGUUAAAAUCCAAUCUCCAAUCCGAACCUCUAAAUGGUGUGGCCGAGAAACCGAAGAAAAAGAAAAAAAAGAAAAAAGACCUGACUUCGGAGCCAGCGGAACAGUUACAAGAAGUGGAAGACUGUUUGGAAGAAGCUUCUCAGGAAACAGGGGAAUCCAGUUAUGUUGAAGGAAGAAAGCGGAAAAAGAAGCAAAAGGCGUCUUCUGGUGAUCACUUCAGAGGAGACGAUUGCAUAGAUGUAAGCUUUUCUAAUGAGGUUAUAACAGGAGUGUCAGUUAAAAAGAAGAACACAGAGGAGGAUGAAAAUGUGGAUAAAGCUCAGAAUACAACAGAGGGCGGUGAAGACCACAACGCUGAACUGUUACGGAUAUUAAGCGAAGACUCUGUGGCACAAAGCGAUGAUUCUGUGUCUGUGCGGAAAAAGAAAAAGAAGAGGACCAGUUCCUUCCUUGUUGCUGAUUUAGAGGAAAAUGCUGCUCAGACAUACGAGGAAACGCCGUCGGUGGCUGCUUACAGCUGGCCUGCAGACAAACCUGCCGGUGAAUCAGCAGAAACCACUGGAAGCUUGGAGAAAGCUGAUGAUGGGGUAGGGAAGAAGAAAAAGAAGAGGAAGAAGGUGUCAGCAGAACAGGAGAAGGCGGAAAAAGAUUUUGAGGAACCAGACAGAACGUGUCAGACAGCUGUAGCUGAAACUGACGACGAGAAAAAGAAGAAACGUAGACGAGACGACAGCGAGUCGGUGACCUCCAUGGAAAUAGUGGAAAAAGCAUCUGACUCUCAAGCUGCAAAGCAAAAGAAGAAGAAGAAGAAAGAUAUACGAGAGAUUCCCUCAGCUACUGCUGAAAAUAAUGAAUCAGAAGAAUCUAAAAGGAAUAUCUGUGUCCCACUUUCACACAAGAAAAAAAGCUCAACUGUGGCUGCAAAGGGAAUCAAUGAAACGUGUAAUGAUAGCAGGGCAGCUAAUGAUCAGGCAACACUGGAAGCUCAGGCUAAACAGGCCUCCCCGUCCUCAGAGACACCAGAAAAUCAGGCAGGAAAUGAUGUGAGAGGCAAGAAAAAGAAGCAAAAGGUAAAAGCAGCUGAAAGUGUUUUGCUUGAAGGGAAGUCAUUUGCAGAAACUGAUGAAAUCAAAGCUCCUAAACCCAAAAAGAAAGACGGAACACAGCCAGCAGCUGAGUCCAGUUUAAGCUCUGUGUUUUCAGACUCUUCUCUCUGCCAGAGUGAAACGUGUUCUUCACACAGUGGCAGGAAAAACAAGCACAAAAAAGCAAAGCACAGACAUUUUAAUCCGAUAGAGGACUUUAUAACAGACGGUUAGUCUGAAGCAUCCAAGGUUUAGGAUGGCAGACACCAUGAUGGAGACUCAGGAUGUCACCUGAACACGAGCUGUCAGUGUUCUUACAUCAACAGUGUUACAAGUAAAAUGUGACUUUUUACAUGUAUUUUUGUUUUGUAUCAAAGCAUUUUUACAAUCAUUGAUGUCAGUUUUUCUAAUUAUGUUUAGACAAAAAUAUAUUUUAUGUAUAUGUUCAAAAUAAAAGUGUCUGAAUAUGAAAAUCACAAUUUUUAGAAGGAAAAAAAAGCCAUAAGCUUGUAAAUUUGAGCUACGCUGAGUACUUUUGAUCACUUUGUUAAUAAACUCUUUUAACCUUU